Messenger RNA from Arachis stenosperma, 1012 nucleotides. RefSeq lists its product as uncharacterized. Bases 482 to 694 code for a protein of 70 amino acids. The transcript is spliced from 6 exons. Gene Ontology annotation, biological process: intracellular transport; protein secretion. The record is from RefSeq and is a predicted model, not a curated record. Lineage: Eukaryota; Viridiplantae; Streptophyta; Magnoliopsida; Fabales; Fabaceae.
CCUUUCUCUUUCCCCCAGCUCUCUCACUCUCACCUCGGUUCACCGCCACCGCCACAGCACGCUCGCUUCUGUGCCGCGCCUCUCGCCGGAUCCACUGCUUCGUGUGCUCGCGAGUCGCGUCUCCUCCGGAUCUACCGCAUCCUGUGCUCUCGCCGGAUCCGUCGCACGCUCGCGUCUCCUCCGCUCGUCUUCCCUCGCGUGCUCCUCGGCAGCGGUCUUGCUCCCUCUACCUCUUAUUCUGCUCAUCCGCCAUCACUGCACCCAACGCCGGGUGUGGUCCACUGCUCGCGUCUUGCCUCGCUUCCUGCAGCUGUGCUUCCUGGUGAAUGCUCGCGUCUCGCCGUGCCGCUCCUCUGUCCCUCCCUCGCCUCUCUUCCGCGGGUGUUGCUGCCUGCACUGCACUGCUUGAUUCUGCCGCUGCAACAACAGUCAACAUUUGGUGUAAGAAAAAGUGAAGAAUAGUGAAUUCUAACGUGUGAAGAUGUCUGCGCUAUUCAAUUUCCAUUCGUUCCUUACUGUGAUACUACUUGGAAUAUGUGCCUGCACUUACUUCAAGAUGCAGUUUCCAGCAGUCCUUGAACAAAGAACUGGAUUUCGUGGGUUCUUUUGGAAGGCAGCAAGAAUAGGGGAGCGUUUAAGCCCGUGGGUAUCUGUAGGUUGCUUUAUGAUGGGUGUUUCAAUAAUCUUCUUCUGAGCUACAUUGUACCUGUAGUCAGCGGGUCAUCCAUUCUAUGCUCUAGUGCUGUUCUAUAUGCUGAAUGAUUUGCAGGACCUGGAAUUAGUUUGUACUUGCAUAUUUUUACGUGAGAGCCCUAUGAACUUGUUCCUUGUUUCAAGCUCAUUUAUUAAUUUACCCGAUUCAUUUAUUAAUAUGUGUCUAUUUUCUCCAGAGGCAUACAUUUAUCAUUGUGGAAUGUGCAUUUUAUUUUUCUCCUAAACCUCCUUGAACUUCCCCCACUGGUAUUCUAUAAAUUUCGAUAUGUGGAAAACUAAGCCAACAAUGUUUCAUUUA